Molecule: messenger RNA, 1653 nt
Organism: Mizuhopecten yessoensis (Yesso scallop)
Lineage: Eukaryota; Metazoa; Mollusca; Bivalvia; Pectinida; Pectinidae
Product: paired mesoderm homeobox protein 2-like
Exons: 3
Coding region: 309-1142 (277 amino acids)
Biological process (GO): regulation of DNA-templated transcription
Molecular function (GO): DNA binding; DNA-binding transcription factor activity, RNA polymerase II-specific
Source: RefSeq, a predicted model, not a curated record
UGAGCAUUUUGACUUACCCGCUGUUGUUUACCCUCAUACACGCAUUAUAUAGCGUUGGGUCCUGCCUCUGUGUCUCUUGGUUUUAUCAAGCUAAGCCAAGCGGUCUCUUAAAGAGCGAUAAAUCUGGAGAUAAGGCCGAAGCACGGGAUCAUUAGAAAAGGACCUUCGCUUCAUUACUAGCCACUCUUGAGGAGCCAGUUCAUAUGUCUACCCAGGAAACUUGUUAAACUUAAUCCAGGGCUGUAACUCACAAUUGAUUGUUCGUUAAUACUGAGUAGCUGGUUUGCUUUUCUCAUUUGUGUGAGAAAAUGAGUAGUUAUACGCUAUCAGCGACAUCGGCGGAGCAUCAAUUUGCGAACAAUUUUGACAAAGUUGCCGCGUAUCAGAACGCUCUACAGAAUAACAAGGCCAAUUUUUCAGUAAGUCAUUUAUUAGAUUUAGAGGAAUUACCAAGUGAAAAUUGUGCUAUGUACGCGAACACAGAUCCACAGCCUGGUCUUCCCACACAAGCAUGUACCCCCAACUUGAACGGCACCCCGAAUGGGGGACUGACAGAUCUGGGUGAGGAACCUCCCAGCCCACAGGACAGGAACGGACAAAAUCAGCAAUCUAAGGACUCUCCACAGAGCAAUGACGAUGAUAAAGAUGACAAAGAUGGCAAACGACGUCGAAAGCAGCGACGAAACAGAACGACGUUUAACAGUACACAGUUGGCAGCGUUAGAACGAGUGUUUGAGAGAACACACUACCCGGACGCCUUCGUCAGGGAGGAACUGGCGCGGAGAGUGAACCUCAGCGAGGCCAGAGUACAGGUAUGGUUCCAAAACAGAAGAGCAAAAUUCCGUCGAAAUGAACGUAAUAUGAUGGCCCAACGUGGAAACCUUUACGGGCGGCCAGAAAACACGCCCAUUGAACAACCCAUCACGCCCCGCCCAUCAUCUAUGAACACUGACAACCUGUCGUGGUACGCCCCUCCCGCGUACAGUCCCUCCACGACAUCAAACAGUUGUGCCCUGGCGAACCACUCCUACACCCCACCUCCCCCAAACAUCGGCUCCAGCAUUGCUUGUCUUCGACUCAAGGCGCAAGAAUACAAUAACGUUAUGCAACAUAAUCCAUACGCGCAUCAAAUGCAGCAAUGACUAGGCGGAGGGGGUGCGGGAGUGGGUGGGGUUAACGUUGUGGGUGGGGCAUUGGGAGGGGAAAAACAGACUUAUGGUAGCCCGUACGGGCAAUUUGGACAGGAAAUAAAUCAUGGAUUACAAACACAAGACAAUGAUAACUACACAAUUGCUCAGAUAUAGCCAAACGUGAAGCAAAGACGCUGUAGUUUACUUUUAAAUUGUAUGAUGUAACGUGUGUGUUACACCCCUGAUAUUGACAAGCUAUAUGACGUCAAAAUGUCACGAAACAGCUUGGAUCUCAGUUCUGAAGAUUUCAUUCGAGUGAAGAAGACAUUGAGAAGUAUAGUUCGAGGAUUUGUUGUGGACUAAUGCUUCAUUUGGCGGCCCACAGCAACUGCGUCAUUUAUAUUCUGUUGAAAGUAUAAUGGGUUACUCAAAUGAGAACUUUCGGUUGUGACACGUGCUGGAAGAUGAGAAAAAACGUCAUGCGUGUGACGUUGUAUAUUGGUUGUUGCAAUUGAGGAAUUAU